AUGUUGAGUUCGUACUGUGAGAAGUUCUACAUUGCGAUGGAUAAUGUUAAGGAUUCGUGCGCAGCCAUUUUCAAAUCGGAAUGUUCAGAAGCUGAGAAGCAGUUGUCCAGAAAUAUUGCGCGCCUACAUCGAGCGUCAUUCCAUAAGCUGAACGUUUGCGGCAUGUUCUACAUUGACGCUACUUAUCCUCUCAAAAUGACAGCUCUUCUUACAAACUACACCGUCGUCUUGCUGCAGUUUGCGUUCUUGUAA
Spodoptera exigua (beet armyworm) is the source of this 252-nucleotide messenger RNA. The record is from the annotation of a GenBank genome assembly. Lineage: Eukaryota; Metazoa; Arthropoda; Insecta; Lepidoptera; Noctuidae.